Messenger RNA from Centruroides sculpturatus (bark scorpion), 496 nucleotides. RefSeq lists its product as uncharacterized. Gene Ontology annotation, molecular function: actin binding. NCBI's taxonomy places the organism in Eukaryota, Metazoa, Arthropoda, Arachnida, Scorpiones, Buthidae. The record is from RefSeq and is a predicted model, not a curated record. Gene Ontology annotation, biological process: positive regulation of Rho protein signal transduction. The coding region runs from base 29 to 322 and encodes 97 amino acids. The transcript has a single exon.
AUCAAUUUUUCUUUGUUUUUAUUAAUAGAUGUACACUAGAAUUUCAAAUAAAGUAGUAGGUAUAUUGAUGAGAGCAAGGAAACAUGGUCUUCUUACUUUUGAAGGAGAGAUGUUAUUUCAGAGAAGAGAUGAUCAUGUAGUUAUAACAUUGAUCAAGACCAUUGAAGAAUUACAUGAAAUAUUUGGAAUUCAAGGUCCUGUUCCCACAAGAAAACGUUGCGAAGAAGUUGAAGAGGAAGAUGAUGAUACAGAAAAACGUUACGAAGACGAAGAGGAAGAUGUUGCAUUUUUGGAUGUUACAAAAUUUAAUUCUCGUAAAUAGAUUAUAACACUAUACAGUAUUCUUGUCAAAUUAAUGACAUAAUACAGUUGUUAAAAGGUUUGUUAAAAAUUUUAUUGAAGAAAGAGAAAGCUUUAAUUUUUUUUAUUUAUGUGAGCAAUAGAGUUAUAUUUUUGCUUAUAUUAAUAUUGUAUAUUGAAAAUUUGGCAAUAUAUU